CCCCCCCACACCCCCGGCGCGCGUGCACGUGCGCGGGGCCGCGCAAUUAAUGGCCAUGAGCUCGUUCCUGAUCAACUCCAACUACGUGGACCCCAAGUUCCCACCCUGCGAAGAAUACUCGCACGGCGAUUACCUCCCCGACCACUCGCCGCCGGAGUAUUUCGGCGCCCCGAGGCACCGGGAGAGCACUUGCCAGCAUGAAGCGAUGUUGGAGGCGCGCUCCGCCUGCGGCGAGCAGCUCUUCCCGUCCUGCCCGCAGCCCCCGCGCUCGCCCCGCGGUCACGUCCAUCCUCCGGCCGGGCCCCGCACCCCCAGCCCGCCCUCCUGCAGCCGCGACCCGGCCAAGCCCGGCUCCGAGCCCGUGGUUUACCCCUGGAUGAAAAAAGUCCAUGUCAGCACGGUGAACCCCAACUUCUCUGGGGGGGAGCCCAAGCGCUCCCGCACCGCCUACACCCGUCAGCAGGUGCUGGAGCUGGAGAAGGAGUUUCACUACAACCGGUACCUGACGCGGCGCAGGAGGAUCGAGAUCGCGCACUCGCUGUGCCUGAGCGAGCGCCAGAUCAAAAUCUGGUUCCAGAACCGCCGCAUGAAGUGGAAAAAGGAUCACAAGUUACCCAACACCAAGAUCAGGGCCGGCUCCUCCUCCUCCUCCUCCUCCUCCUCCUCCGGAGCGCUGCCGGUCCCGCCAGGAGCGGCCCAGAUCGCACAGGGGGGAUCCCAAAUCCAGAUCCCACAGGGGGGAUCCCAAAUCCAGACCCUGCAGGGAUCAGGAUCCCAAAUCCAGAUCCAACAAGGGGGAUCCCAAAUCCAGACCCUGCAAGGAUCGGGAUCCCAAAUUCAGACCCUGCAGGGAUCAGCAUCCCAAAUCCAGAUCCAACAAGGAGGAUCCCAAACCCAGAUCCCACAGGGGGGAUCCCAAAUCCAGACCCUGCAAGGAUCAGGAUCCCAAAUCCAGAUCCAACAAGGGGGAUCCCAAAUCCAGAUCCAACAAGGGGGAUCCCAAACCCAGAUCCCACAGGGAGGAUCCCAAAUCCAGACCCUGCAAGGAGGAUCCCAAACCCAGAUCGCACAGGGGGGAUCCCAAAUCCAGACCCUGCAGGGAUCAGGAUCCCAAAUCCAGAUCCAACAAGGAGGAUCCCAAAAGCAAAUCCUGCAAGGAUCAGGAUCUCAAAUUCAGACUCUACAAGGAGGAUCCCAAAUCCAGAUCUCACAGGGGGGAUCCCCAAUGCAGAUCACACAGGGAGGAUCCCAAAAGCAAAUCCUGCAAGGAUCAGGAUCCCAAAUGCAGAUCCCGCAAGGAGGAUCACAAGUUCAGAUCCCACAAGGAACAGGAUCCCAAAAGCAGAUCCUACAGGGAGGAUCCCAAAUGCAGAUCACUCAAGGAGGAUCCCAAAAGCAAAUCCCGUCAGGAGCGGGAUCCCAAAUGCAGAUCCUGCAAGGAGGAGGAUCCCAAAGCCAAAUCCCACCAGGAGGAUCCCAAAAGCAAAUCCUGCAAGGAGCAGGAUCCCAAAUCCAGACCCUACAAGGAGGAUCCCAAACCCACAUUCCACCAGGAGCAGGAUCCCAAAUUCAGAUCUCGCCAGGAGGAUCCCAAAUCCCGACCCUACAAGGAGGAUCCCAAAUCCAGAUCUCGCCAGGAGGAUCCCAAAUCCAGACCCUACAAGGAGGAUCCCAAAUUCAGAUCCCAUCAGGAGGAUCCCAAAUCCAGACCCUACAAGGAGGAUCCCAAAUCCAGCUCCCCCCGGGACCACCCCCCCAGCCCCGACCCCACGCACCGACCCCCGCCCUAUAACCGCCCCCGCACAUCUCGACCUCAAACUCCUGCUGUAACUUUAACUUUAAUUUUAAUUAUUUUAAUUUUAAUGACUUUUUAAUAAUAAUUAUUAUUCGCACGCGGGGCUCUCCCGUUAUUUAUGUUCGGGCCGCAGCUCUGCGCCCUCAAAGGAGCCCGGACGGGCUUUUUUAUUUGGGAUUUUUUGGGGGUUUUUGGGAUUUUUUUUUUUUUUUUUAAAUAAAUUUGGCGAAGCCGGAUCCUGGUUUCGUCUUUAAUCAGCGCGGCUCGGCCCAUUUGUCAUGUUCGCUGUGCCGCACAAAGGCCGCGCCGAUGGCGGCGAUUGUCCCGACAGCAGCGGCGAUAAUGGAUGAGCCGCGGCUGCUGCGGGACCGGCUGCGCUGCCGGCACCACCCCUGGGGUUUUAUUUUAUUUUUUUUUUAUUUUUUCCCCGCUUUUAAAUUUAUUUUUUUCCUUU
Molecule: messenger RNA, 2249 nt
Organism: Oenanthe melanoleuca
Lineage: Eukaryota; Metazoa; Chordata; Aves; Passeriformes; Muscicapidae
Gene: HOXB4
Product: homeobox B4
Exons: 2
Coding region: 50-1792 (580 amino acids)
Biological process (GO): regulation of transcription by RNA polymerase II; embryonic skeletal system morphogenesis; anterior/posterior pattern specification
Cellular component (GO): nucleus
Molecular function (GO): RNA polymerase II cis-regulatory region sequence-specific DNA binding; DNA-binding transcription factor activity, RNA polymerase II-specific
Source: RefSeq, a predicted model, not a curated record